AUGAGCUCCAAGCCGCACGUAGGUAUUAUUGGAGCGGGCCUGGCGGGUCUUCGAUGCGCGGAUAUCCUCAUCCAAAAUGGAGCGCGAGUCACCAUUCUGGAGGCUAGGGAUCGUGUUGGCGGAAGGGAACGAAUGGAUCAAUGGUUGUCUACCAUCAAGCGUUUCGAGCUAAUUCGUUUUCUUGAUCUGCAGAUCUGCCAAGAUAACUUAGGAGGGCAUAGAGUGGAUCUCGGGCCUAAUUGGAUCCAUGGCCAGGGCGAGAACCCCAUCAUGUCCCUAGCUGAGGCAACAAAAACCGUCACAUAUGACCCUGAUGGGGGUAAUUAUAUGGUUUCCCGAGAUGGAAAAUUCAUUAGCGAAGCCCUUGGCACCAGGGUCUCAGAAUUCGUAUGGACAACAAUUGCAGAAGCCUUCACGUACAGCAAUGAACAACGAGAGAAAAUUCGACCGGAGGAGAGUCUAUAUGAUUUCUUCCUGUCCAAAGUUCGAGAGACAGAUUUCUCAGAAGAAGAACAGCAGCUUUGUCUCGAUGCAUGCAGACUUUGGGGUGCUUAUGUAGGAGAGCCUACAAAGAGACAAAGUCUGAGGUUCUUCCGCUUAGAAGAAUGCAUUGAUGGAUAUAAUUACUUUGUCGCUGGAACAUAUACGAAAAUCUUAGAACAAAUUGCCAAAAAGGCCCAAUCCCAUGCUGACAUCAAACUGAACCACCCGGUUGUCAAUAUCGACGCUCCACUUCGCAAAAGCGAUACACCCACAAAUGAGAGCCAGGUAUCUGUGACAACAAAAUCUGGUGACCGUUUCACCUUCGACGACGUGGUCAUUACCUGCCCCCUCGGCUGGCUCAAACACAACACAAACGUAUUCACUCCAGCGCUUCCACCCAGACUCCUCAAAGCAAUCGAGAGUAUUUCCUAUGGCCGUCUCGAAAAGGUCUUUGUGAAGUUCCCCAAGGCAUUCUGGCAAACAAGUUCCACAGAGAAGAACCCACAUCUCCCCGUCAACCCAGUCUUUACUCAAUUUCUUCAACCAAACUACGCCGAUCACCCCGAAGAUCUAGAAUGGAACCAAGAAUGUCUGUCUAUCGCUUCUCUCCCCAAACCCUGCGCUCAUCCAACUCUCCUCUUCUACACAUACGGCCCAGGCGGCGCACAUAUAGUCGAAAGUAUCGCAUCUCUUGAUCCCUCUUCAAAGGAAUACAAAGAUACACUUGUUUCGAAGCUCCAGCCCUUCUAUUCCAAGUUGCCUGGUUACGAUGCUUCUUCGCCAGAUUGUGUUCCCGAUGCCAUACUCGCUACUCGCUGGCAGACAGAUCAGUAUGCUGGAUUCGGAUCAUACUGUAAUUUCCAGGUUGGUUUGGAGGAAGGUGAUCGGGAUAUUGAGGUUAUGCGAUCUGGUGCGGGGGUUGGUGCUGAGCGGGGCCUGUGGUUUGCUGGAGAGCAUACGUCGCCUUUUGUGGCGCUUGGUACUACGACGGGUGCUUAUUGGAGUGGAGAAAGAGUCGCUGGACAGGUUUGUGAGAGGAGGGGGUUAACUUGUGUUGGAGUUAGCAGUGGGAAGGAUGAUUCUUUACCUUCAGCGAAAGCAAGCUUAUAG
Penicillium angulare is the source of this 1593-nucleotide messenger RNA. Its product is annotated as flavin monoamine oxidase family protein. NCBI's taxonomy places the organism in Eukaryota, Fungi, Ascomycota, Eurotiomycetes, Eurotiales, Aspergillaceae. The record is from RefSeq and is a predicted model, not a curated record. Gene Ontology annotation, molecular function: oxidoreductase activity. The transcript has 4 exons. The coding region runs from base 1 to 1593 and encodes 530 amino acids.